This is a messenger RNA of Fusarium subglutinans, 1806 nucleotides long. RefSeq names its product Benzoylformate decarboxylase. The transcript is spliced from 3 exons. Gene Ontology annotation, cellular component: acetolactate synthase complex; mitochondrion. Gene Ontology annotation, molecular function: magnesium ion binding; acetolactate synthase activity; thiamine pyrophosphate binding. Gene Ontology annotation, biological process: L-valine biosynthetic process. NCBI's taxonomy places the organism in Eukaryota, Fungi, Ascomycota, Sordariomycetes, Hypocreales, Nectriaceae. Bases 1 to 1806 code for a protein of 601 amino acids. The record is from RefSeq and is a predicted model, not a curated record.
AUGAGAUUAGAAGCUCAAACCACAGAAUCAGAUCGUACAGGUCCUGCAUCAACAAAGCCCAGCAUGUACACAACAUCUUUCGCCUUCUUCGAGGCCCUCGUCGAAGCAGGCGUCAAGAACUGCUUCGUCAAUCUCGGGUCUGACCAUCCUAGUAUUCUUGAGGCCAUGGUCAGAGGCCAGCGGGAAAUGAAAGAUAAAUUCCCCAGAAUCAUCACGUGUCCUAAUGAAAUGGUUGCGCUGUCCAUGGCAGAUGGAUAUGCGAGGUUGAGUGGCGAGGCGCAAUGUGUCAUUGUGCAUGUUGACGUCGGGACAUCUGCUCUCGCGGCUGCAAUUCACAAUGCUGCUAUGGGAAGGGCGCCGGUUUUGAUCUUUGCUGGUCUUUCGCCUUAUUCUAUUGAAGGAGAACUUCUCGGUUCGAGGACUGAGUUUAUCCACUGGAUCCAAGAUGUGCCGGAUCAGAAGCAAAUUGUCUCUCAAUACUGUCGAUACGUCGGUGAGAUCAAGACUGGAAAGAAUGUCAAGCAAAUGGUCCGUCGCGCCCUCCAACUUGCAACAAGUCACCCUCAGGGUCCCUCCUAUCUCAUGGGCGCCCGCGAAGUCAUGGAAGAAACCAUUGAGCCAUACAACAUCAACUCCGCCUUCUGGAAGCCCGUCGCACCCGCAGCACUCCACCAAGAAGCCGUGCAAGAAAUCGCAGAAGCUUUGGUCAACGCCUCUGACCCAUUGGUCAUCGUCGGUUUCACCGGUCGGAACCACGCUGCUGUUGAGCCUCUUGUCGCGCUGGCGAAUACUAUCAAAGGCCUGAGAGUUCUUGAUACGGGAUGCUCGGAUAUGUGCUUCCCUGCUGAUCAUCCUGGGUGGCUGGGUAUGAAGUACGGCGUUGACUCGGCGAUUCAGAACGCCGACGUUUUUCUGAUUUUGGACUGUGAUGUUCCGUGGAUAAAUAAGCUUUGCAAGCCAAAGAAAGACGCCAGGAUUUUUCAUCUUGAUGUUGAUCCACUAAAGGAGAGCAUGUUGGUGUUUUACAUUGAUGCUGAGCAGCGAUAUCGUGUUGAUGCAGAGACGUCACUGCGACAGAUCACUGAUUAUCUCCGGGCAUCUCUGUCCGAGAAGCUUGCCACUUCUGAGUUUGAUCGUCGGGAACAAGCUCUACAGCAGUCUUAUACAGAGCGUAUUCGAGCUCUCGAUGCAAAGGCCAAGCCUCUCGAGUCAGGCAAGCUCACAACCGAUUAUGUCUGCUCAAUCCUACGCGCCAAGUUACCCGAAGACACGAUCUGGGCCGUCGAGGCCAUCACAAACAUGAUCGCCGUCGCAGAUCAAAUCCGCGCUACCAUCCCCGGCCAAUGGAUCCACUGCGGCGGCGGCGGUCUCGGCUGGAGCGGAGGCGGUGCCCUCGGUAUAAAACUCGCCGCCGACGCAGCAGACGCCGGUAAGCGCAAACGCUAUGUUGUGCAAAUCGUAGGUGACGGGUCAUACAUGUUCUCCGUGCCUUCAAGUGUAUACUGGAUCUCUGCGCGCUACGGCAUUCCCGUUCUUACCAUCGUGUUGAAUAACCUGGGCUGGAAUGCGCCCAAGAGAUCGAUGUUGUUGGUUCAUCCCGAUGGACCUGCUUCGAGGGCGACGAAUGAGGAGCUGAAUAUUUCGUUUGCGCCGAGUCCGGAUUACGCGGGUAUUGCCAAGGCUGCGAGCAAUGGGGUCAUAUUUGGUGCGAGGGUUGCUGAUGUUGACGAGUUUCAGAGUGCAUUGGCUGGGGCGGUUGAGAGUUUGGAUAGAGGCGUCUCUGCUGUGUUGGACGUGGCGAUUUAA